Messenger RNA from Lytechinus pictus (painted urchin), 651 nucleotides. RefSeq names its product TWiK family of potassium channels protein 7-like. Gene Ontology annotation, molecular function: potassium ion leak channel activity; outward rectifier potassium channel activity. Gene Ontology annotation, biological process: potassium ion transmembrane transport; stabilization of membrane potential. NCBI's taxonomy places the organism in Eukaryota, Metazoa, Echinodermata, Echinoidea, Temnopleuroida, Toxopneustidae. The transcript has a single exon. Gene Ontology annotation, cellular component: plasma membrane. The record is from RefSeq and is a predicted model, not a curated record. Bases 1 to 651 code for a protein of 216 amino acids.
AUGGGUGACUACAACGUGAGGAACAGCUUCCCGUUGGACGACUUUUACGAUGACAACGAAUUCGAAGCACCGCCUAAGUAUAGCCUGGUGGAAAAGAAGGAGCCGGUGGUGGCUCAGACGGUGAUCGUGGAGGAGCAGGUGGAGCCGAUGGAGGAGGAGCCGUUAGAAGAGGCACCGAGUGAAUUUGAAGAAGAGGAACCACCCAAGGAGCCAUCCAUGCUCCGCAUUGUCCUCCAUCAUUGUUUGACCAACGGCGGACUCAUUAUCUUUCUCGUCGCCUAUACAUGUAUGGGCGCAGCUGUAUUCCAACGACUAGAGGCUCCUUUGGAAAAGUCCAAGUUCCUGAAGCUCGUCAUGGACAGGCAGACCAAUCGAAGUGAAUUCCUCAAUAAUAUCAAGAGCCAACUUCCCUUGGCAUUUAGUGACGAAGCCACGUGGCGAGAAAUGACAAGUGAUUAUUUGGAGAGGUAUGAACACGCCCUCGGCGUCAUUGUUGUCGAAAAAGAGGAGAACCCACUUUCUAGUUGGAAUUUCUAUGGUUCUAUGUUUUUCGCCACUACAGUACUAACAACAAUUGGUAAGUUAUUGCAGCGUCUGGUCCACCUGUCUUGUCGUAAUGGUGCCAUGCUUGGUAAGACAGGAACGCCUUGA